Messenger RNA from Geodia barretti, 1980 nucleotides. The record is from the annotation of a GenBank genome assembly. Lineage: Eukaryota; Metazoa; Porifera; Demospongiae; Tetractinellida; Geodiidae.
UCUAGUACCUCUUCUUUGAACGCCUUUACCACUGAAAUGAGGACACCUCACUAAUACAGACAACUAUUCUAACGGGACACCUCUGAAAUGAGGAUCUCUCUAGUACCUCUUCUUGAACGCCUUUAACCACUGAAAUAAGGACACCUCACUAAUACAGACAACUAUUCUAACGGGACACCUCUGAAAUGAGGAUCUCUCUAGUACCUCUUCUUGAACGCCUUUAACCACUGAAAUGAGGACACCUCACUAAUACAGACACAUACGUAAGCAGGCCAUUGAGCAACAAAGUUGCCGCGUGUACGGCCUGCUCUAGUUCUGUCCCACUGGUGCCUGUAUUAGAGGGGUCCCCAAGUGAGUGAGUGAGAUGAGAGGGAGGGGUUUCCCCCUGCAGCCCGGGGGUGGGGUUCCCAGGGCUACCGGCUGAGGUGAGACAUCAGACACUGAGGUCCCAUGUGGCAGAGAUGGCUGCUCAGGGUAAUGACGAUGUCACCAUCUCCAAGAUCACUGAGGAGCUCCUGAAACUAUCGGUGGAGGAGCAGGCAAGUUUGGUGGCCAGACCUGAUGUCCUGAGGCACAGAGUCAGGGAGGUGGAGAGCAUCCUACGCAGACCUGGACCUACAGCGGCACUCCUGAAUGCCACCACUGUACCCAAUCCAAUCCUGGGCCAAGGGGUGGUCCCUCCCGUGACCCCCAUGACCCCUGCCCUCUACCCUAUGGCUGUCGUGGCACACAAAUAUGCCCCUGACCUGCCUCCGUUCCUGACCUCCAUCAUCGACGGACUCACCAACUACAUGAAAUGGUGCGACAUGCACCUCCAGAACCCUCAGAACAAUCGUCCGGGACUGAAGGAAAACCUGUCGCGCCAGAGAGCCAACCUUGGAAGACAGAGUGAACUGGUCAACCAACAAAUCACCAUGUACAGGGAGCUCCUGCAGAUUGUACGCAGUACUACUAGUGUGGGAGUUGAGAACCCGGGGAUCAGGGCACCACAUGUCCUGUCAGCCACCCAGCCACCAUUCAUACCUGGCAGACCACCUCCUGUCUUUGCUCAGCCUCCUAUACACCCCGCUAUACAUCAACAACAGUUGGCACAACAACAACAACAACAACAACAGCUAGCCCAACAACAACAACAGCGACAGGUGUACCAGGGAGCCUCUGGCCCCGGGGGCCAGGUCAGGCCUGGGUUGGUGGACCCUGGAAGACACACCCACUUCACCUCUCCUGCUGCCUCCGCCUCUGCCUUUGCCUACGGGAGUGAGUUCAUCCCACUGCUGACCUUUUGUAUGAUGGUGCCGUAAAGGACUCUCUGAGUAAAGGACACUUGGUUCUCCCAUACUAAUACAAUGUUCAGAUGAGGGAAGCCUCUGAAUUGAGGACAGUUUAGAAGUCCUGCAGUUCAUUUUUUCGUGCAUAUUUAGAGUCAUGUAAGUGUUACAGUGUGUGCGUUUUUCCGCCGUUACUAUUAUUCAGAUGACUAGGGGGCUCCCUUCGCUUGCCUAUAAUACAACCUUCACAUUAGUGGUGGCUCUGUAUUUCCCAUAUUCACUGUAUGACAUCGCCGUCUGUUGUUUCAGUGACUUCCUACUUCCCAAAGGCUGAGCCAGGCAAGGAGCAGCCGGUGACAGUCCAGACCAAUCUGCCUCCCAGUCAAUCAAAGAGGUUGUCCCCACUGGAGGCGGCAAUUAACGAUGUCAGCUCUCGCUCUAGCCCCGUGCCCCGCCCUCCUGAGGCCGGCAAUGACUUGUACCUCUCGGACGAUGAGUUCAACUCUUAGCCUUAGCCUCCUUCACUUCUCCAUGUCACAAUAUUGUGUAUAAAAAAAUUAUUAUUUGUCCAAAGGUUCUGAGCGUUUCAGUUGUUGUACACGUACUAAAUCAACCCUUCCGACACCACGGGUAUCUCUUAUAAUGUAUGCAGAAACUCAUCUCUGUGUUAGCACCUAUUAUUAGAACCCCUAAAACUCAUUAUGGAGGCUAG